AUGUCGUCGUCUACUUUGCAUUUUGCUUCAGCAGUAACCAGGGGAUGCCUGUAUGAGCGCAAUCCCAGAAUUCCCAGUUCCAAAUCUCCUGCGUUUUCCAAUCCUCAUCCUUAUCACUGCAAUUACAAUGCGGGAAAUGGCAAAUUGGCAAUGAACAAUGCAAGCUUCAAAACCAAACCCAAAACGCAGCGUCGUCGAUUCUUGUGCACUUCUCAGCUAGCAGAGUAUUCCCCAACUACUUCUGCAGUAUACGGGUUCCUGCUUCUCAGCGGUGGUCUAUUUGCGUAUGCGAGAUCAGGAAGCAAGGGGUCAAUUCUCGGCGGGGUUUCAGGAGCAGCUCUGAUGGGCACUGCUUACUAUCUGAUGCAAACACCAGAAACAAAAGCUAUUGGUGAUGCCCUCGGGUUCGGAUCAGCAUUCCUUUUCGCUUCGGUAUUUGGUAUACGAUUAGCCGCUACCCGGAAACUGGCUCCUGCAGGCCCUCUGUUAGCUCUUUCUCUUAGUGCAUUGGCUGUGUUUGUAUCAGCAUAUCUACAAGAUAGUCACUAA
Messenger RNA from Prunus armeniaca (apricot), 549 nucleotides. The record is from the annotation of a GenBank genome assembly. Lineage: Eukaryota; Viridiplantae; Streptophyta; Magnoliopsida; Rosales; Rosaceae.